AUGCGUCUCUCUACCAUUGGUUUCAUCUGUGCCUUCUUGGUACCGGCUCUGACGAUGUCAUCUGCGGACUCGUCUAUCUCCGAUGCCAACAGUGAAAUCGCCAAGCGUGAUGUCUUCGUGAGGCGUUGCUGCAUCCUCUGCGACAACGGCAACCGCUGCGGUGCCCGGGCCAAUGACAACCGCGAAGUUUUCAACACUGAGGAGGAGGCCAUCAGCACGCCCGAGACCUCGAACGAGGUCACUAAGCGUGAUGUCUUCGCUAAGCGCUGCUGCAUCAACUGCGAUAACGGCCGUUGCGGCGCUCGCUCUGUGGAAACCCGUGAGGUCUUCGAUACCGAGGAGGAGGCUAUCACAGCCCGAGAUACCGCGAAUGAGAUCGCCAAGCGCGGUCUCUUUGCUAAACGCUGCUGCACCCUCUGCGAUGGCCCUAACCGUUGCGGUGCUAAUGGCAACGAAAAGCGUGAGGCUUUCUACACCGAAGAAGAGGCUUUGGACACCCCUGAGGACUUUUAA
Messenger RNA from Penicillium brevicompactum, 513 nucleotides. RefSeq lists its product as uncharacterized. The transcript has 2 exons. The record is from RefSeq and is a predicted model, not a curated record. Lineage: Eukaryota; Fungi; Ascomycota; Eurotiomycetes; Eurotiales; Aspergillaceae. Bases 1 to 513 code for a protein of 170 amino acids.